This is a messenger RNA of Aspergillus glaucus CBS 516.65, 2386 nucleotides long. Its product is annotated as MFS transporter. The coding region runs from base 288 to 1916 and encodes 542 amino acids. The transcript is spliced from 3 exons. NCBI's taxonomy places the organism in Eukaryota, Fungi, Ascomycota, Eurotiomycetes, Eurotiales, Aspergillaceae. Gene Ontology annotation, molecular function: polyamine transmembrane transporter activity. The record is from RefSeq and is a predicted model, not a curated record. Gene Ontology annotation, biological process: intracellular polyamine homeostasis; transmembrane transport.
CUCUCUUUCUUCUCUUCUCGAAUGAAAUCUCCCAUUCGCUUUUAUCCUCUUUCCCCCUCUAAUUGGCGUCCAUUUUCAUUAGAGUAUAUCGGCACAUCUUCAUACUUCUUCGUAUAUCGCCAUUUUCGUCUGCAGAAAGACUUCGAUUGCCUUACCGGUUGCUGGUUCAUCCUAUUCUUUCUUCACUCUAUAUCAAUCCAUUUAGCGUUCUGUUGCCGUUAUCAGUUUUUCUUUUUAUGAGCCAAUCGAUCACCAAAGCUGGUAUACCGGAGCUGCGAGUAUAGGAAAUGGCUUCCGGUAUGGACGAAUCGAGACCACCCACUGCGGCACCGAUCGACAUCGAACAGCUACCGGCACGAGAUGGGGAUGAAGAAAAAUCCGUGGGUCAUGGUUCGCCGGCGGUCGAGGGCAAAGAGCACGACGACGAGUUGAUUGAUCCAGGUCCUACCGUGGUGCCGAGAUUGCAACGUCGAGGGCUCUUUGGACAAUUUACUCUGCUGGCAGAGGUCGAGAACCCCAAACUUUACCCUCGGAAGACCAAAUGGUUCAUCACGUUCAUCGUUGCGGUGGCAGGUGCUACGGCUCCCAUGGGAAGCUCCAUAUUCUUUCCCUCUCUGGCCCGAGUGACGAAGGAAAUGCAUACCACAACCACCAUUACCAAUUUGUCCAUCUCGUUGUACAUGCUUAGCAUGUCCAUAUUUCCGCUAUGGUGGUCUUCGUUCAGUGAGAGACUUGGGCGACGGACAAUUUACAUCGUUUCAUUCUGUCUCUUCGUUGUUUUCAACGUCCUUUGCGCCAUCUCUCACAACAUUGUGAUGCUCAUCGUCAUGCGAAUGCUCAGUGGUGGCGCCUCAGCAUCAGUCCAAGCAGUCGGCGCAGGAACGAUCGCUGAUCUUUGGGACACGCAUGAAAGAGGUCGAGCAAUGACUACUUUCUAUCUUGGUCCGUUGUGCGGUCCCUUGAUUGCUCCCAUUGUCGGUGGUGCCUUGGCACAACGGUGGAAUUGGAGAAGUACGCUAUGGUUCCUUGCCGCUUACGGUGGCUUGGUCGCUGCGUUUAUUUUCCUUGCACUGCCUGAGACGUUAGCAAAGCGAAAAGCUCCGGCCAUGGUCGAGAACAUUGAGCAGUCAGUGCCAAUGGAACGCCGGUUGAGCCGAGCUUCUUCCAGACAGGUUGUUCAAUUCACGACAAAGUGGCUGAAGAUGUUGAAAAUGGUGUUCUUGGAUCCACUGAAGAUUGUUCUUUACUUACGAUACCCCCCGGUUCUCUUGACAGUGUACUAUGCGAGCAUCACAUUUGGGUCUCUCUAUGUGUUGAACGUCAGCAUCGAGCACACGUUUGGAUAUGCCCCUUACGAAUUCCCUACGAUUAUUGUCGGUCUUCUCUACAUUCCUAACUCGCUUGGCUAUGUCGUCGCGAGUACAUUUUCAGGACGGUGGAUGGACAGCAUCAUGCAACGCGAGGCCAGAAAGGCCAAUCGAUAUGACGAGAACGGCAAGUUGAUUUAUCGGCCCGAAGAUCGUAUGCGCGAAAAUGCCUGGCUCGGUGCUCUCAUCUAUCCUGCCGGCUUGAUCUGGUAUGGAUGGACCGCUGGCAAGGGUGUCUUCUGGCUUGCUCCAAUGAUUGCCAAUUUCUUCUUCGGUGUCGGGUCCAUGAUUAUCUUCGGCAUGGCAACCACGAUGUUGACGGAGUUUAUGCCACAGAACGCGUCUGCGGGCGUUGCGCUAAACAAUUUCAUGCGGAACAUCUUUUCGUGCGUCGGAUCCUUGGUCACUGCACCGAUCAUAGAUGCCAUCGGCAACGGCUGGCUCUUUACGAUCCUGGGCCUGGUUGCAUUUGCCAGCAGUUCAACCCUCUUCACCAUGAGAGUCUUUGGUCCCCGCUGGAGAAAGUCUAUGGAUGCUCUCACGCAAUGAGUUUUCCUGUCCUUGUACAAUUGUCGUGGGAACCUUAUUGUGGUACCGAUUCGACCUUUCUUGGAUGGAUUUUAGUGAUUGGUUUAGACUGGGAUGAGUAUCAGACGGUCGAAAAAGCGAUGCAAAUAAAUCCAAACAGAAAAAGAAAAGGAACGACCACGAGCUAACGAAUAUCAUGUUGCGCAUAGCGGUCAUGCCGGUUACUGUCAUUUCUGUUAGCGUUUUGGGCGGCGUUUUCCUUGUUUUUUUGUCUGCAUAUCAUCUUGGGCGCUAUUCGGGUUUCGUUGCAUGCUUUAUGAUCAAUUGAAAAAGCAGGUGCCGGUGGCGAUUUGAACCAUCGAGGUAAUGUCAUUGAGCGUUUAGUUUUCGGUUGUCUGCAGGUUUUGGCAUGUGGCUUGAGGAUACCCAACGCGAUGAGCUGGUUAUUUUUAGUUAUAAUAAUGCAAAAUGAAUGAGACUAGUUUGCCGAG